Messenger RNA from Klebsormidium nitens, 1549 nucleotides. NCBI's taxonomy places the organism in Eukaryota, Viridiplantae, Streptophyta, Klebsormidiophyceae, Klebsormidiales, Klebsormidiaceae. The record is from the annotation of a GenBank genome assembly.
AUGCGUAACCCUCCUAUAACCGACCUGUUUUCUGUUCCCAAUCACCGGCCUUUGAAUCCACACCUGUCCACACCUUUCUCUGAGGAAGCCUUGGUGAUGCCCGACUGCUUUGGCCCUGGGCGACGGAGGGUUCCGAAAUAAUCACAUUUUGGUUUUGCCAGCUGCCCUUCUGAGCUGCAGAUCGAGGGGCGCUGCAGCCAGCACACUGCCAUGUGCAGAGCGCAAUUGACAGGAGAGGCGCUUGCCCAAUCACCAUGCCCAAGCCCGGCCUGCAACCCAUGCUCCAGUGGCUCCACUUGAUCAAGCUGGACGGGAGUGUUGUGCGGGUGCGGACAGCGAAGCACUACCAGAUUGAGCCAAAGGUCGUGCUGCUGAAGGACAAGGAAAAGGAGCAGGCGACCAAGGGGCAGAUCGGGCGGUUCAAGGAGCGCUUUGGGUUGAAGGUUGAGAAGUGAGGCGCAGGGUUUAGCGAGUGCGCAAUCGCGACCUAGCUCGAGGAGUCUUGCAAGUACCUAGGUUCUUUGCAGAGCGCCGUUAGCGAAAGAAGAGGAGCCCCAAACUUGAGCUUUGGAUAGGAAAGAGGGGAAAGCUUGCGACACCGUGCUGUAAAGGAAGGAAGAGAAAUGGCGGACGGCAAAGCGGGGCUCUUUGCGACGGCGCCCCCUCUGGAAAGCGCGGCCGGACUGGAAGUCACCGAGUUGAAGGCUGAGGAGAUUCAGGAAGCUUUCAACAAGGCAGCAUCGUCAAGCAAGUUCGAUGACCCAACCGAAGAAGCCCACGGCCCUCCUGGGGGGGCUGGAGUAGUCCUAGAUCCAGAGCCACUUUCACCCCCUGGGCAUGACGGAGCUGAGGGUCCAACUGAUGGGGGGCCUUGUCUAGACCCGGAACUAGGAACUUGGGGCUCCAAGGAGGGUCCGUGCAUAGAGUCAAAGGGCUUUGCUGACCCCAUCGGAACAGGGAACGGGGAUCUGAACCUGGGCCCUUUGCCAGGGAGCUUGGAAGACGACGAUGGGGAAGGAAAGGGUCUCGUCGAUCUCGGCGAGAAGGUAUUGGAAGGGUGUGGGGGAGUCAUCGAUGGUAUCAAGGAGAAGAUUGGGGACUCGAUCUUCGUGCCUGCUGAUCCCACAGAGCCGCUACCGGGAGUCGACAUGUAGGGUGUGUCUGGGUCAAGGCUUGCAAUCUUAGCUUUAUCCAAUUGAGGUUUUGUAGGAAGACGUCCCGAGUCUAAGGAGGAGCUUAUUUUUCUCAGGACCUUUGAUGUUAUGCGGUCUCAUUCUUAGGGAGAGCAGUUUACGCGGAAGCUAUUGUUGCCAUCGUCAAGUUUUACUCAAUCCAGACUCGAGUCGUGUUGUUACGCAUGCCGCUUCUGCCACUUGGUGUAAGUGACAUGAUUGCAUGUGAGAGACACAUUGUGCAAGACAUUUGAGACGCAGAUGAGAAAGCUAGACAGGACCAUGCACUGAGUCUGACUCUUGACUUAAAAUCUGGGUAUCCUAAAAUUACUGACGGCGUCUUUGAUUUUCCGCAUCUUACAGAAAUUAAUCCAGCA